AUGAACUUUGGGAAUCAUUUGCAGCCCUGGGAGCCAGAGCUGUUGGCGGAAAACUCGGUAGCCUGGUCGUUGACUGAUUCGGAUGCUUGGGGCCCGGAAUCAUUACUUUUGGCAACCGAUGAUUCGGGCGUUGUAUUUUUAAACCAGGGCCUUUCAAUGCCUCUUAUCGAGCCUGGUGCACGUAUCCAGCAGUUGGCCGUCGAAGAACAUUUUGGGCUAUUUCUUGCUCGGAUCGAAAAAGGAAAAGACGCUGGAUUGAUUGCAUUUCCGCUGACUGAUUUACGAGCAGCUGUACAAUCGGGUCAGUUGAUAAGAAGAGAGGCCUGUCUCGAGCAUCGGAUACCAACAACGAAAGGUUAG
Gongylonema pulchrum is the source of this 360-nucleotide messenger RNA. NCBI's taxonomy places the organism in Eukaryota, Metazoa, Nematoda, Chromadorea, Rhabditida, Gongylonematidae. The record is from the annotation of a GenBank genome assembly.